UUGUCAACAUCUUUCUAUAAAGACAAUUUACAUGAACUAAAACGGCAAUGGCAGUUCCAAUCAUGUAAGCAAGUAUCGCGCCGUAAAUAUGAUAAUACGCCUGUCCGUAAGCAGAUCCUAUCACCGCCUACCGACAACUCGGAUACGUCUUCCGAUAACAUAGUACCGCAGACGGUUGAUUUUACCGAGAAAGGUGUUUCCUAUCACUCUAACUCUAGCAGUGUACUACCAUCGGCGACUAUUACAUAUGAUCAGUUUAGCGCACUCUUGGACUUAAAAUUUUCGGAUAUGAGGUCUGCAAUUAGGGAGGAUAUCAACUGCGCUAUAUGUAAGCUUAAGGCGGAGUUCGCUGAGACGACUGACCACUUAGCUGCACUUCAAUGUGAUAUGCAAACAAAAUUAGAUAUCGCAACAAAAAAUAUCGCUAAAAUGGAAACGGAAAAAACCACACUAGAAUCGCAGAUACACAAAUUAAACAAUCGUAUCUCCACAUUAGAAAAAAUUUCUAGGGGUUGUAAUUUUGAAAUACAGUGUGUACCAGAAAAGAAAAACGAAAACUAG
This is a messenger RNA of Parnassius apollo (apollo), 561 nucleotides long. The record is from the annotation of a GenBank genome assembly. NCBI's taxonomy places the organism in Eukaryota, Metazoa, Arthropoda, Insecta, Lepidoptera, Papilionidae.